GCAUCUACAAACUGAAAACCUAAGUACACUACGUAUGUCCUGGAGUCAAGGACCAUACAAGUACUCCAACCGCAUUAGUCCAAUCAUCCGGAUCAAUGACCAUUGACCCCACUCCAACAAACUUUACAUCUCCUCGGUCGAGGAUAUUAUCGUUCCACCCUUCUAUAAAUCCUUCUCUUCUCGAGUCACCCCCCCACAGCAUCUUACAAUCAUUUCCCACCGUCGGAUUUCUUUCAUACCCAACAUGGCCCAAGAACCCAAGCCGAGCCUAACCCGAGCCUCCCACUCAUUCCGGCUCCGCAGCUCGAGCCUCAAUUCACUCCGGCUCCGCCGCAUCUUCGACGUGUUUGACCGUAAUGCCGACGGCAUGAUCACGGCCCAAGAGCUGGGCCGGGCACUCGAGCAGCUAGGGCUGGAAGUGGAACCCAUCGAGCUCGAGUGCAUAGUGCAAUUAUACGUGAAGCCAGGUAAUUCAGGGCUCGAGUACGACGACUUCGAGGCGUUGCACCGGUCACUCGGUGACUCGAUCUUCAGUGGGGGCAACGACGAUGCAUGUACUACAGAUAGCAGCAGUGCACAAGAGGAAUCGGACCUUACGGAGGCAUUCAAGGUGUUCGACGAGGAUGGAGAUGGCUUUAUAUCCGCCAGGGAAUUGCAAGCUGUAUUGGGUAAGCUUGGAUUCCCGGAAGGGAGGGAUAUCAAUAGUGUGGAGCAGAUGAUAUGUUCGGUGGACCGGAACCAUGAUGGGCUUGUGGAUUUCCAUGAGUUUAAGGAUAUGAUGCAAAGCGUUUCGAUUAUGAGCAUUUGAAGGUAUGUGGGACCUGGUUACAAUCGUUGGAUGGUUGGAUGGCACGAGUGUCCAGGACAUUCAUCAGGUACUGGACACUGUAAUCUGCUGAUUAAUUAGAUCACACUUGUAUGGUAAAAAUGGACGGUAAAAAAAAAAAAAAAAAAACUGUCCAAAAUUUUUCACUACCUUGAUUUUUGGUAUAUGCCAUGCUCAUAGUGUGGGCUACCUAAUGAAUGGUCCAGAUCGAUCGGAUAUGUGGGAACCAGGCCCACAUGGUCUCUCUGAUGAGGGGCAGCUUUCUAUCAAAAGCAGGUAAAGUUUGUAAAAUUGUCAACUCUUGUGUAUGUGUUUUUCUUACUCCUAUGUUUCGAUGGAUUGAAUUUUUGUAGUGGGAGAAUUUCUAUUCUUUUCCA
Magnolia sinica is the source of this 1203-nucleotide messenger RNA. Its product is annotated as calcium-binding protein CML42-like. Gene Ontology annotation, molecular function: calcium ion binding. The transcript has a single exon. The record is from RefSeq and is a predicted model, not a curated record. NCBI's taxonomy places the organism in Eukaryota, Viridiplantae, Streptophyta, Magnoliopsida, Magnoliales, Magnoliaceae. The coding region runs from base 245 to 808 and encodes 187 amino acids.